Molecule: messenger RNA, 940 nt
Organism: Lolium rigidum
Lineage: Eukaryota; Viridiplantae; Streptophyta; Magnoliopsida; Poales; Poaceae
Product: transcription factor WRKY45-2-like
Exons: 1
Coding region: 1-927 (308 amino acids)
Biological process (GO): regulation of DNA-templated transcription
Molecular function (GO): sequence-specific DNA binding; DNA-binding transcription factor activity
Source: RefSeq, a predicted model, not a curated record
AUGGCAGCGCUCUUCAGUCCAGCUGCUUGCUCGCUUUCCAAGCUGAUGGUGCAGGGCCGGGAGUCCGCGGCCGCCCUCGAGGCUCUUCUCCGAGGUGCGUCUCCCCAGGAGCACGGGGAGGUCCAGGAGCUCGCCGCGGAGAUCCUCCGCUGCUGCGACCGCGCCCUCGCCGCGCUCCACCACGGUGAAGUGGCCGACGACGGUGCCGGCGGCAGGAAGCGCAAGUCCGGCGCAGCCGCGCGGACGAGGUCGAGCAAAAGGACGCGCGCGGACGGCGGAGAGGCGGCGGCGAUGAGGGUCGAGAAGAAGUGGACGUCGGAGGACGGGUUCAUCUGGAGGAAGUACGGGCAGAAGGAGAUCCUCAACAGCAAGCACCCGAGGCUCUACUUCAGGUGCACCUACAAGGACGACAGCGGCUGCAAGGCGACGAGGCAGGUCCAGAUGUCGGAGGACGACCCUUCCCUCUACGUCAUCACCUACUUCGGCCACCACACCUGCUGCACGGACGUCGCCGCCGCCGCAGCCUCCGAGGUCAAUGACCUUGGGGAGAAGCAUCAGUUCGUCAUCAACUUCGGCUCUGCUCCCGCAAGCAGCGGCUCUUCGCCGUGGCUUUCCUCGCCGUCCUCCUCCUCCGAUGUCCAGAAUGAGACCUCACGCUCGUCGCAAGGCGUGUGCUCGCUGGAGGAAGGAGGGGAGGAGGAACUCCGGGUGAUGGAGACCAAGGUCGAGCCAGCGUCGUCAGACUUACAGACGGUGGCGGAGCCUAGCUCGUCGGCCGACGGUUCUAGCUCCUCCCCUGUUUGGGACCCCCUGGCCGCUUGCUCGGACUGGGAUUUCUUCGGCGAGAGCUCCUUCGAUUUCAUUAGCGAGUUCAUCAACUCCGACGACCUUGCUCUGUACCAAUCGUGCGGUGCGCGCGUGGAUUAAUUACUCCGCGCGC